This is a messenger RNA of Symbiodinium natans, 1149 nucleotides long. The record is from the annotation of a GenBank genome assembly. Lineage: Eukaryota; Dinophyceae; Suessiales; Symbiodiniaceae.
AUGGCAACACCCAACAAAAUGCGCGCGAAGUCAAUUGGCCACUAUAUCCUCGGAAAGACGAUAGGCGAGGGGACCUUCGGAAAAGUCAAGCUCGGCACCCACAUUCUUACUGGCGAGAAGGUGGCUGUUAAGAUUCUCGAGAAGGAGCGAAUUGUCGAUGUUGCGGAUGUGGAGAGGGUUGCCCGCGAAAUCCACAUCCUGAAGCUGGUGCAGCAUCCGCACAUAAUUCAGCUCUACGAGAUCAUAGAGACACCUCGUCAACUGUACCUGAUCAUGGAGUACUGCCCCGGUGGGGAGCUGUUCGACUACAUCGUGGCACAGGGCCGGGUGAAGGAAAGAGAGGCGUGUCGCUUCUUUCACCAGAUCAUGGCUGGCGUGGAGCAGAUACAUAGGAUGAACGUCGUCCAUCGGGAUUUGAAGCCCGAGAAUCUGCUGUUGGACGAGCAGAGAAACAUCAAGAUCGUGGAUUUCGGCCUGAGCAACACCUAUCAGGAUGGGCAGCUGCUGAAGACCGCCUGCGGUUCUCCCUGCUACGCAGCUCCAGAAAUGGUGGCAGGCCAACGCUACGUCCCAUCUCGCUGUGAUGUCUGGAGUUGUGGCGUGAUACUGUUUGCCUUGGUUUGUGGGUACCUGCCCUUUGAAGACCAGAACACGUCGGCACUGUAUCGCAAGAUUCUCAACGCAGACUACCAGGCCCCGAAAUUCAUUUCGGAAAGUGUGCGAGACCUCAUUGCCAGGAUGUUGAACACAGACCCUGAGCAACGCUUCACCACGUCGAAGAUCCGAGCGCAUGCUUGGUACCGGCAAAUUGGUGAGGCUUCACUGUCCCUCAAUGGAGGUGCUGGGUCUUCCAAGAUCCUCGAAGAGGAUGUGCUGGACCAAUUAGACCGCUUCGGCUUUCCCAGAGACUACGCCAUCAAGUGCUUGUCCCCUGGCUCGAUUGUUUCUCAAGAGUACCACUACCAUGUGCAGGUGCUAAAAGAAGAAGCACACUGUCCAUGCUGCCAGCUGUUCGCUGUUCCAGAGCGACUCUCACGACUUCACUUGGCAGCAUAUGCCGCUUUGCCAGGCAGAUGGGGAAGCACAAUCACGUCACAACCACGUACCACUUGCUCGUCGAGAAGAAGAAGCGCUCGGGCGGAAGUUUGA